Prunus armeniaca (apricot) is the source of this 1086-nucleotide messenger RNA. The record is from the annotation of a GenBank genome assembly. NCBI's taxonomy places the organism in Eukaryota, Viridiplantae, Streptophyta, Magnoliopsida, Rosales, Rosaceae.
AUGGCUCCAGAAGAGGAAACCAGUAAAUUCUGUGAAGCAUAUCCAAUGAAAAGCCAUAACCAAAUAGCUCAGAGAGGAGUUGUGGAUGCUGCCAAAGAACUUCUGAGUAAGGCAAUUGCAGAAAAGCUUGAUAUAGACAUCUUGUUAUCUUCCAACAGCUUUCAAAUUGCAGAUUUGGGUUGCUCUGUUGGGCCAAAUACAUUUUUUGCGGUUGAAAACAUAGUUGAAGCUGCGAAAUUCAAGUUUCAAAGCCAAGGGCAGGAUUCGCAAGUUCCUGAAUUUCAAGUCUUCUUUAAUGAUCAUACCCCAAAUGAUUUUAACAUGCUCUUCAAAUCCCUCCCUCAGAAUAGGCGAUACUUUGCAGUCGGUGUGCCUGGUUCUUUUUAUGGUCGCAUAUUUCCUAAUGCUUCCUUUCACUUUGUUCACUCGUCUUAUGCAAUUCAAUGGCUUUCAAGCGUACCAAAAGUAGUAGUGGACAAAACCUCACCUGCUUGGAAUAAAGGACGAAUCCAUUACCUAAAUUCCCCAGAAGAAGUAGCAAGGGCUUAUGAAGCUCAAUAUGCAGAGGACAUGGAGUGCUUCCUGCAUGCCAGGGCUCAAGAGAUUGUGUAUGGAGGAUUGAUGUUACUUACCAUUCCGGGUCGCCCCAAUGGUAGUUCUCAUUCUCAUUCUUCAAUAAAUAUGAGCUUUCAACUUUUAGGAUCUGCCCUCAUGGACUUGGCUAGGAAGGGCGGUGUUAGCGAAGAGAAAGUAGAUUCAUUUAACAUACCAAUAUAUUGCAUGUCCCCCCAAGAACUGGAAGCUGCUGUAGAACGAAAUGGAAGUUUUAGCAUAGAGAGUAUGGAAAACUUACCUCAUGUCUCGGUAGAUGACACUGUCUCAAAAUCUCAACUAUUAGCAGCUCACAUGAGAGCUGGCAUGGAGGGGCUCGUCAAGCAGAAAUUUGGAGAAGAAAUCUUAGAUGAGCUCUUUGACUUGUUUCGUAAGAAACUUGAAAAGGCACCCUUCUUCUUUGAGACAGGGAAGACAACUAACUUUCUCUGUGUGCUUAGGCGCAAGGGAAAUGGAUUUGAACAUGCUGUUUAG